Rhodotorula toruloides NP11 is the source of this 846-nucleotide messenger RNA. Its product is annotated as zinc finger, MYND-type domain containing protein. The coding region runs from base 1 to 846 and encodes 281 amino acids. The record is from RefSeq and is a predicted model, not a curated record. The transcript has 3 exons. NCBI's taxonomy places the organism in Eukaryota, Fungi, Basidiomycota, Microbotryomycetes, Sporidiobolales, Sporidiobolaceae.
AUGGGUGUGCGAACUACGGGAGAGUGCUUGGCGUGUGGCCAAGAGACGAACAAGCUCUGCGGGCCUUGCUCGAAGGCCGGAAUUCAGCUCUUCCUCUGCUCGCCGGAGCACCAGAAGCUCGUCUGGCAGGGCCACAAGGUCUUCUGCGGCGCGAACGCCUGGCCUAUCUCCCUUCCUCGCCUUACGAGGGCAGAGACAGCCAAGCUGCUGGAGAACCUCGACAAGCCGACUUUGCGGCUCAGAGCGUCCGGAGAAAAAUUCCACAGAUCCUCACUCGACUAUCUCAGGACUUUCUUGGGACCGAACAAGACGCGGGACGAGAUUGUGUCUGACAUCAUGUCAGUUUCAGAUAUCUUUCCAGUUCUCGGACCCGCCUCUUUCCCUGAAUGGUCGCAGACGAUCCUGCUCGCGGCGCGCGAUACAGCGAUGUCAAAUUUCACACACGACAAGCUUCCCUCGGAGCUCACCCUUGGCGGGAUCUCGAAGAUCGUUCUCGAAUCUGUUGGCAUUGGUCUGCUCGCGCCGAUACCGGCGCGCUAUGACAUGCGCUCGACCAUCCUUUUCCACCGUCUCGCCUGCUACGAAGCCCUCGUCGUUGCGGCACUGCCGGAUCCUCGCGCACCCGACACGGGCUUCGACAGGAUCAGGGACGCUGAGCGCUGCAAGCGCACAUGCGAGAAGGCGCUCAAGGCGUACGUUUCCGAGGCUUUUGACGCAGGUUUGGCUGCGAAGUUCUUGGUCAAGCUCAAGGAGGCGGCACCCAAGGCGAUGUUCCUUCCGACGGACAGGUCAACUGGCAAAUUGACCGAGCUGUCAGAGUUGGGAGGAACGGAGCACGUCGCUUAG